AUGGGGUCUUCUAAGCCCCUCCACGCCUUUCGCAUCGCGAAGACUCCCAAGCGACUCCAAGACUUCGCCAGAAAUCUUGAAGUUGCCUUGGAAAGAGCCAUCGCAAACAAUGGACCCUACAACAAGGUUUCCGUUCUCGCUUUCCAUUGGGCCAACGAUGAAAUGCAGGUGGAGAUCUUGGAAAGUCAGCUCCUGGAAAUCUUCACCAAAGUGUACGGUUAUGAAACCGAGUCCUUUACCAUCCUAGUGGCACAGUCCACUCAAUGCUUGGCCGACAAGCUUGUUGAGUGGAGCAAACGUCGUCGAGGAAAAAGAACGCUUAGAAUCUGUGUCUAUUCAGGCCACGCCUCCCACGCGGCAAAAUAUCAGAAGACUGGGAAGAUUCUCAGCGGGACCUAUAUCUCUACAGACCUAGCCACAGACAACCCAAAUGUGAUCAAUCAUUUCUAG
This is a messenger RNA of Aspergillus candidus, 450 nucleotides long. RefSeq lists its product as uncharacterized. The record is from RefSeq and is a predicted model, not a curated record. NCBI's taxonomy places the organism in Eukaryota, Fungi, Ascomycota, Eurotiomycetes, Eurotiales, Aspergillaceae. Bases 1 to 450 code for a protein of 149 amino acids. The transcript has a single exon.